UCGUGGCGGCGCAAAUACAACUGCUGCACACGAAACUAAAGGCCGUGACCCCGGCUCCCCCUCAGCCGGAAACGGCAGCAUCGCCGCCGUUGGCCCUCGCAGACCCACUCCCGGCCGAAAAGGAGCCGCAACCACACGACAAGGCAGAGGGCAACGGUGAAGAAGAAGAAGAAGAAGAGGGUGAAGAAGAGGAAGAAGAGGGGGAGGAAGAGGAAGAAGAGGGAGAGGAAGAGGAAGAGGAAGAAGAGGGGGAAGAAGCGGAGAGUGAUGCGGUGUGGCAGGCAACGGAGCGAAGGCCGUCGCGCUACGUAGACCCCACAGCGAUGAUGUUUGCAUCGCCGCUGCCUGUCGGCGACGACAACCAGGACAACCGCCGCCGCAACGGCAGUGGGGCAGCCGACGGGGCCAAGCCCUCCGCCCGCGAAGGAGCUGGCUGA
Trypanosoma conorhini is the source of this 437-nucleotide messenger RNA. RefSeq lists its product as uncharacterized. The annotation marks the transcript as partial. The transcript has a single exon. NCBI's taxonomy places the organism in Eukaryota, Euglenozoa, Kinetoplastea, Trypanosomatida, Trypanosomatidae. The record is from RefSeq and is a predicted model, not a curated record.